Molecule: messenger RNA, 1772 nt
Organism: Mercenaria mercenaria
Lineage: Eukaryota; Metazoa; Mollusca; Bivalvia; Venerida; Veneridae
Product: elongation factor 1-alpha
Exons: 7
Coding region: 184-1575 (463 amino acids)
Biological process (GO): translation; translational elongation
Molecular function (GO): GTPase activity; GTP binding; translation elongation factor activity
Source: RefSeq, a predicted model, not a curated record
AAUACUGUUAAAUAGAAUCAAUUAUAUAAUUUGCUGUGGUGUAACGCUUCAGUUAUUUAAAAUGCAUGUUUAUGACGAUUGAUUGACGAACACCUAUUCUCUAUCGGAAAAUAUUACACAACAGUUUCUGCUUGGAGUAGGGUUUGAUUAGACCUGGAAUACAUUUGAACAAACGACUGAAAAAUGGGAAAGGAAAAGAUCCACAUCAACAUUGUCGUGAUUGGUCAUGUGGACUCUGGCAAGUCCACAUCAACUGGUCACCUGAUCUACAAGUGUGGAGGUAUUGAUAAAAGAACAAUAGAGAAAUUUGAGAAGGAGGCUGCUGAGAUGGGUAAGGGUUCUUUCAAGUAUGCCUGGGUGUUGGACAAACUGAAGGCAGAGAGAGAACGUGGUAUCACCAUUGAUAUUGCUCUGUGGAAGUUUGAGACCACCAAGUACUACGUCACCGUCAUUGACGCCCCAGGUCACCGUGAUUUCAUCAAGAACAUGAUCACUGGAACGUCACAGGCAGAUUGUGCCGUGCUAAUCGUUGCUGCAGGCGUUGGAGAAUUCGAAGCUGGUAUCUCAAAGAACGGCCAGACGAGAGAGCAUGCCUUGCUUGCUUACACACUUGGCGUGAAACAGUUGAUCGUAGGUGUUAACAAGAUGGACGUCACCGAACCACCAUAUUCUCAGGCAAGAUUUGAAGAGAUCGAGAAGGAAGUUAGCACUUACGUUAAGAAAGUCGGUUACAAUCCCAAAGCCGUAGCCUUUGUACCAAUUUCCGGUUGGCAUGGAGAUAACAUGCUUGAAGAGUCAGAAAAAAAUAUGGCGUGGUUCAAGGGAUGGAAAGUCGAAAGGAAAGAGGGAAAUGCUUCGGGCAAGACACUGUUUGAAGCUCUUGACUCCAUUCUUCCACCCGCAAGACCAACAGACAAACCUCUUCGUCUGCCUCUCCAGGAUGUUUACAAGAUUGGAGGCAUUGGAACAGUACCAGUCGGCCGAGUAGAAACUGGUAUACUCAAACCCGGUAUGGUCGUGACAUUUGCUCCAUCACAAUUAACUACUGAGGUUAAGUCGGUCGAGAUGCACCACGAGUCUCUACCUGAGGCUUUACCAGGUGACAACGUUGGUUUCAACGUGAAGAACGUUUCUAUUAAAGAUAUCAAGAGAGGAAAUGUAUGUGGAGAUUCAAAGAACGAUCCACCGAAGGGAGCUGCAAACUUCACUUCCCAGGUGAUCGUACUCAACCAUCCAGGUGAAAUAAGGAGCGGUUACGCACCUGUCCUAGACUGCCACACAGCUCAUAUCGCCUGCAAAUUCGCAGAAAUCGAUCAAAAAAUUGAUCGGCGUUCCGGUAAGGUUUUAGAAGAUAAUCCGAAGUUUGUUAAGUCAGGGGAUGCCUGUAUUGUCAAGAUGGUUCCAUCAAAACCAAUGGUUGUUGAAGCGUUCGCCGAGUAUCCUCCUCUGGGACGUUUUGCAGUGCGAGAUAUGAAACAAACGGUGGCUGUUGGUGUCAUUAAAGCCGUCGAGAAAGCCGAGAAGGCUGGAAAGACUACUAAGGCGGCUCAGAAAGCAACUGGAAAGAAGAAAUAAUAUAAGGUCAUGCAAAAACUAUCAGCAAUUUUGCAAAAUCAUGUAGACUAUUAUUCUGCAAAAAAAUUUUCUUUAUUAAAUAAUCCCAAAAUUACACUGGACGAUAUAUCUUUUUCUUAAUUGUUAAACUUCGAUUGAAUCGUGUACAGCGGCUCAAAGAACCAACAUCAUGACUGAAGAAUAUAUUAUACCAAUAA